Papaver somniferum (opium poppy) is the source of this 1068-nucleotide messenger RNA. Its product is annotated as F-box/LRR-repeat protein At4g14103-like. The record is from RefSeq and is a predicted model, not a curated record. The coding region runs from base 1 to 1068 and encodes 355 amino acids. The transcript has 3 exons. NCBI's taxonomy places the organism in Eukaryota, Viridiplantae, Streptophyta, Magnoliopsida, Ranunculales, Papaveraceae.
AUGGAAUUCGUGGAUAGAACAUUGGUUCUUCAUGAUGAGUCAAAUAUUCAGAAGUGCCAUCUCACGACGAAUGAGCAUAUGAGUGCAUCUCGGGUUCAUUUAUGGAUCGAGAAUUUAACAAGGCGUAAUAUACAAGAGCUGGAACUCUGGUUAGAUCAAGGCAAGCCUUUUUAUAUUCCCUUAUCUCUUUUUAGAUGUGAAUCAUUGAAUAAGUUGGAGCUAAUUGCAAACAAUGGUACCCGUCUUCCUAGAAGUUUUAUUUUUCCAAAACUCAAGAGCCUUAAACUCAUUGGAAUCCAAUUUACUGAUAAUGAUUGCUGGAAAGAGCAACACUUUUCUAAUUGCCAUGUCCUUGAAGAUUUGAUUUUGGAAGACUGCACUUGGUUUGGUGUGAGUAAUUUUUGUAUCUCAACUCCUACACUGAAACUUUGGGAAAUUUGUAACUUGACGUGGGCGGAAGAGGGUUUACAAAACUGUGCUCUCGAAAUUCAUGCACCAAAUCUAGUGUCACUUACCUAUUGUGGUACUGUGGCAAAGGAAUAUGUUCUUUCCAGCUUCCAAACACUAGAAUCUGCAAAAGUUCACCUUUGUGAUUAUGGCAAUGUACUAAGGAAGCAACAUAUAGGUUAUGCUGCAUCCAUUAUAGAUGACUUCGUAAACAUACUACCAGUGUUUCAUGAUGUGGACGAGUUGAUCCUGAAAGAAGGAAAAAAUACCACUGAUAAAUCGCUAUUUCCAUUUCUCAAAGCAGUACCUAAUUUGAGGUUGCUCGUAUUUGAAGAGAGCUGCAUUGACGACAAUAAAGAAAAGGAACACAGUUGGGCUAGUCAUAUGUUGACUGCUGGAUGCAUGUUUCAACAUCUACAGUCGGUGACCUUUAUGCGUUUUAGCGGGAAUGCGAGGGAGAUGAGAUGGGUGAAACUAAUCUUGAAGAAUGCUAAAGCAUUGAUAACAAUUAGAUUAUAUCUAAGAAGCGAUGAUCUGAUAAAUAUAAAAGUACUCAAGUCAGAUUUUGUAAGUCUUCCUAAAGCCUCCGAGAGAUGUGAGUUUGAGUUUAAAGAGUACUGA